Messenger RNA from Miscanthus lutarioriparius, 633 nucleotides. The record is from the annotation of a GenBank genome assembly. NCBI's taxonomy places the organism in Eukaryota, Viridiplantae, Streptophyta, Magnoliopsida, Poales, Poaceae.
AUGCCGAUCAGCGCGCCGUCGUCCGACUCCUCGUCCUCGUCGGGCUCGGGUGCCCGCGUGUGGGUACUCCACGGGCUAGCGCUCGGCGCCGCGGCCGCGGCCGCUGCCGCGGCAUACCUGUACCGGUGGCCGAGCGGGUUCCGCAGCCGCGCGGUGGGGAUCAUACCCGCGCGCUUCGCCUCCACGCGAUUCGAGGGCAAGCCGCUCGUUCACAUCCUCGGCAAGCCCAUGAUCCAGCGAGCUCCUGAUGCAGUCUUCAGCACAGCUGUUACUUCACUGAAACCAGAAGAUGCAUUCGAUACAAAUCGAGUGAAGUGUGUUGUGGAUAAUCAGGGCUACGCAAUAUACUUUUCAAGAGGGCUGAUUCCAUUCAAUAAAUCAGGGAAUGUCAAUCCGAAAUACCCUUAUCUUCUUCAUCUUGGAAUUGCGGGCUUUGAUUCAAAGUUUUUGAAGAUAUAUCCAGAACUUCCACCAACACCGUUACAAAUGGAAGAGGACCUAGAGCAACUGAAAGUUCUUGAAAACGGCUAUAGGAUGAAGGUGAUCAAAGUGGACCACGAUGCUCAUGGUGUAGAUGCACCUGAGGACGUUGAGAAAAUCGAAGCACUGAUGCGGGCGAGAAACUUUCAGUAG